AUGGGUAAAGGCAAGCCUCGUGGUCUCAACGCGGCCCGCAAGCUGCGCACCCACCGAAAGGACCAGCGAUGGGCGGAUCUGGGAUACAAGAAGAGAGCCCUCGGUACCGCCUUCAAGUCGUCGCCAUUCGGAGGUUCCUCCCACGCCAAGGGCAUCGUCCUCGAGAAAGUCGGUGUCGAAGCCAAGCAGCCCAACUCCGCCAUCCGAAAGUGUGUCAGAGUCCAGCUCAUCAAGAACGGCAAGAAGGUCACUGCUUUCGUCCCUAAUGACGGUUGCUUGAACUUCGUAGACGAGAACGACGAAGUCCUCCUCGCCGGUUUCGGUCGCAAGGGCAAGGCCAAGGGUGAUAUUCCCGGUGUGCGAUUCAAGGUCGUCAAGGUCUCGGGUGUCGGUCUAUUGGCUCUGUGGAAGGAGAAGAAGGAGAAGCCCAGAUCGUAA
Anthostomella pinea is the source of this 438-nucleotide messenger RNA. The record is from the annotation of a GenBank genome assembly. Lineage: Eukaryota; Fungi; Ascomycota; Sordariomycetes; Xylariales; Xylariaceae.